Fundulus heteroclitus (mummichog) is the source of this 1321-nucleotide messenger RNA. RefSeq names its product secretagogin. Lineage: Eukaryota; Metazoa; Chordata; Actinopteri; Cyprinodontiformes; Fundulidae. The transcript has 11 exons. Gene Ontology annotation, molecular function: calcium ion binding. The coding region runs from base 106 to 924 and encodes 272 amino acids. Gene Ontology annotation, biological process: regulation of presynaptic cytosolic calcium ion concentration; regulation of long-term synaptic potentiation. The record is from RefSeq and is a predicted model, not a curated record. Gene Ontology annotation, cellular component: dendrite; terminal bouton; nucleus.
GCAUAUGUCAACCAAGCAGGCUGCUGAGGAGAGCAGCACAGUUCAUCUCUUCAGACGUCCUUGUUUCUACGUGCAGAAGUUUCAAGCUGCCUUUUCUUCAGCAGGAUGGACAGUACUUUUGACAAGCUGGAUGCUGCAGGUUUCUUGGAAAUCUGGCAACACUUUGAUGCAGAUGAUAACGGCUACAUCGAGGGCAAAGAGCUGGAUGACUUUUUCCGGCACAUGAUGAAAAGACUGGGCCCACAGGAGAAAGCCACUGAGGACAGGGUUCAAAGACUAAAGCAGCGGUUCAUGUCUGCCUAUGAUGUGACUGCUGAUGGGAAACUACAGAUUCAAGAGCUAGCCACCAUGAUUCUGCCUGAAGAAGAGAACUUCUUGUUGAUUUUCCGAAGAGAAACUCCUCUGGACAACAGCGUUGACUUUAUGAAGAUAUGGAGGAAGUAUGACAUCGACUGCAGCGGCUACAUAUCGGCCCAGGAGCUGAAGGCUUUCUUGAAAGAUCUAUUUCAGCAGCACCACAAAGAAGCAUCCCCUGAAAAACUGGAAGAAUACACCGAUGCAAUGAUGAAAAUAUUUGACAAAAACAAGGACGGCCGUUUGGAUCUGAAUGAUUUAGCAAGGAUCUUGGCUUUGGAAGAGAAUUUCCUGCUCCAGUUCCAGAUGGAUGCUGGCAGCAAAGAGGAGAGGAAGCGGGACUUUGAGAAGAUUUUUGCCCAUUAUGAUGUUAGUAAGACCGGAGCCCUGGAGGGUCCUGAGGUGGACGGCUUUGUCAAAGACAUGAUGGAGCUUGUCAGGCCCAACAUAACGGGUCCUGAUCUCAACAAGCUGCGAGCGGUUCUGCUGCGUCACUGUGACGUCAACAAUGAUGGGAAGAUCCAGAAAAAUGAGUUGGCUCUAUGUCUGGGCGUCAAGACAAAGCCUUAAAACUCUUAAGCAUAUUCUUCUUAAACACUGACUGUAUUAUGUACCGUUGAUAAUAUCACAAUGUUAUCCAUAUGCAUCAAAAUUGGACCGAACCCUUGAAUGACAGAUUAGACCUUGUCUCCUUUGACUUUAUACUGGUUUCCUGUGUAUGAUUUUAAGGACAAUAGUCAAAGGUUAAUGUUUGCUUAUAUAAAACAUGUUUGCUGUGAGGAAUUACUUGACACGAUGGUCAACGAAGUGAAUGUCUCUUUUAAAGUGGAAACUUGCUAAAUGAAAAUUUCUAGAGAUGUAAGUUAAAUAAUUUUGCAUGUUUCUCUAUAAAAUGUAAUGGUAUGUUGUGUAGUGUAUAUUACAUUAAUGGGAUAUCAAGAAAAUAAACUGGCAUGUGAUGGCAUAA